GCGAAUCAGAAAGGAGUGGAACGUGCACAAUCCAAUGUGCAAAAAAGAUAGUUGUAGUUGUAUUGGGGAAUUGUUUUACACUACCUUCACAGGCACGGCCAUCAUUCUAUGUGAGGAUAAUACCAUCGAAGGAAGAACGUGUCCUGAAUUCUUGAUUCAAGGCAAUAUUUCCUUUUAAUUGAUUUCACGACUCCACUACAGGAGAAUGGAGUCUGAAGAUCCGACGGCAGUAGACGCAGAAUGGAAGAGAAUACAGCAGAACACCUUCACAAGAUGGUGUAACGAACAUCUGAAAACGGUCAACAAGUAUAUCUACAAUCUGGAAACAGAUCUGUGUGACGGGUUGCUGUUAAUUGAUCUACUUCAAGUACUAUCUCAUAAGAAGAUUUCCAAGUACAACAAGAAGCCAACCUUCAAACCACAGAAGUUAGAAAAUAUUGCAAUUGCUCUCAAAUUUAUCGAGGAUGAGAAUAUUAGGUUGGUGAACAUUGAUGCGAGUGAUAUCUUUAAAGGCAUGCUGAAGUUAAUCCUGGGUUUGAUAUGGACGCUGAUCGUGAAGUACGCCCUCUCUCUACCGUAUUUAGACGACGGUGAUGAUGGAGGCGACGAACUUAUUACACCAAAGCAGGCAUUGCUAAGAUGGAUCCAAAGUAAGAUUCCAUCUCAAGUACCAAUGACUAACUUCACCAAGGAUUGGAACAAUGGAUUGGCCGUAGGUGCUCUUGUAGAUGGUGUCGCUCCAGGACUUUAUCCUGAUUGGAAGGACAACGAUCCUAAAGAUGCUCUCUUGAAUGCAAAGGAAGCGAUGAAACUUGCUGAAGAUUGGCUUGGAGUACCUCAGGUGCUGGAUCCAACUGAUAUGGUUAAUCCCAACUUAGAUGAAUUGAGUACGAUGUGCUACUUAAGUGCUUUUAUGAAGGCUAAACUUAAGCCUGGUGCACCAACUAAACCAUGUGUUAAUGGUGAUAACACAAAAUAGGUAUGGAGCGCUCAUACAUUUGGUUCAAUCACAUGGGUGUCGGUCCCGGGGGGGGGGGGGAUUAAGAACAUAAUAUUCCCCCAAUAUUUCAGGUAGGGGGUGGCCUGUGUUGUCAUCCUCCAGUAAUUUACGGUCGAACAUCAUAAUAUUCAUGAUGAAUAUAACAAGUAUGAUCAUGAAGAUAAGGAGGGAAUACAAGAUGAUCAUGAUGGUCAUACUGACUGUCGUAUAUAGUACGUAUGAUGACAUUCAAUUCUUAUUCUCGUAAUUUUGUUAUGUUUAUUGUUAUUAAAUGAAAC
Lytechinus pictus (painted urchin) is the source of this 1278-nucleotide messenger RNA. RefSeq names its product filamin-A-like. Gene Ontology annotation, molecular function: actin filament binding. The record is from RefSeq and is a predicted model, not a curated record. Gene Ontology annotation, biological process: actin cytoskeleton organization. The coding region runs from base 206 to 979 and encodes 257 amino acids. The transcript is spliced from 5 exons. Lineage: Eukaryota; Metazoa; Echinodermata; Echinoidea; Temnopleuroida; Toxopneustidae.